Molecule: messenger RNA, 2241 nt
Organism: Cryptococcus amylolentus CBS 6039
Lineage: Eukaryota; Fungi; Basidiomycota; Tremellomycetes; Tremellales; Cryptococcaceae
Exons: 11
Coding region: 755-2209 (484 amino acids)
Cellular component (GO): cytoplasm
Molecular function (GO): hydrolase activity, acting on carbon-nitrogen (but not peptide) bonds
Source: RefSeq, a predicted model, not a curated record
AGGACAAGAAGAAGUGCAUCCGUCUGCACAGCAAGAGCAACAUCAACGAAGCAGGACCACGUGACCGACCGAGUCAUCUCCGAGCCCCUACGUAUGCUGUCGACCUCCCAUGCAUCUCUUUAGCACUAUGCUACUGCGGUAUUGAUAGGUACGUUUCGCAUGAGAUAGAAGAUUCAAUCUCUGACGCAGCCGCAGAGACUUAUACUGUGCAGAUACGAUGUACGCGUAGAAUGCUGCGUAUCUCGAGCGUUUGCCGACUGUCGGUGCUCGUACCAUUGCGCGCGACUCUAUUCGUUGGCUGAAGCAAUCCAUGCUCGCCUGAGUUACUCACAGAGCUCGUCCACAUGUCGUCAGUGAUGUCGAGGAUCUUUCUGAUCAUCAAUCCAAUCUAGCUCGGCUAUGUCCGAUUGAGAUCUUAGAUAGGGGCCGGGGAAUGGGCGGCUUUUGAGCCGUCGUUCCGAUAUCUGACUGAAAUACCUCCAGGAGACGGAUCAACAACUUGCUUCAAGUCUAUGGUAUCACAGCAGGAAAGUGAACAUCAUGGCCAAAUUCGACACAAUCAUCAAGAACGGCGUGGUGGUAACGGCUGGAGAUAUAUCGCAAUACUGGAUAGGCAUCAAAGAUGGAAAGAUCAGGUCCCUCACCAAGACAUUUGAUGAGGAAGAGAUGGCAGGAGCCGAGGUGAUCGAUGCGGAGUGAGCGCCAAAACGCUGGACUUGGAUCUUACUGAUAGACAUCUAGAGGCGCGUAUGUGAUGCCAGGUGGUGUGGACUGUCAUGUACACCUAUGCCAAGACCUCAAGACAGGCCCCCACGGUCUAGGCGGACAAUGCGCGGACGACUUCAACACAGGCUCCCUCGCUGCUCUCUGCGGCGGUACCACAACCAUUGUCACAUUCGCCACUCAAUCCCGCUCCGACGACGACAAGUCUCUCCUCGGUGUGGUCGAAAAGUACAACGCCCGAGCGGAAGCUACGGGAAGUUAUAUCGACUAUGGCUUCCACGUGAUUAUCGUGAGAGAUGAUCCGGAGGUGUUGGAUGAUGAGAUGCCGAGGUUAGUGGAGGAGUGGGGUGUGACGAGCUGCAAGUUGUUCAUGACGUAUGAGAGCCAGAGGUUGACGGAUAGGGAGCUUUUGGAUGUUAUGGUGGCUGCGAGGAAGAACAAGGUUACCACAAUGAUCCAUGCAGAGAACGGAGAUAUGAUUGAAUGGCUCACAGACAAGCUGGGGGCCAAGGGCAUGCUCGCGCCGUACUACCACGCCCUCUCCCGCCCGCCUCUGGUCGAAGGCGAAGCGACGAACCGCGCUAUUGCCAUGUCUGAGUUGGUCCAGAACCCGAUCUUGUUUGUACACAUCGGCUCCACGCUGGGCAUGAACAACGUACGCAAGGCUCAAACUAUGGGAUUGCCAAUCUACGCCGAAACGUGCCCGCAGUACUUUAAUCUGACUUGGGAUGACUUGAAACGUUUCCAUUCUCCCACUUGUUUCGAGAACAGCAAGAUGAUCUGCUCGCCUCCCCCUCCCCCAGACGACUCGGACCGCGAAUUUCUCUUCCAAGGCCUACACAACGGCACGUUCACAAUUUUCUCCUCCGACCACUGUCCAUUCCGAUACGACUCUCCCCGCGGAAAACCUUCAGGCAUCCUCGAACACUCUGCCUCCAUGGCCGGCGAGUCUUUCGAAAUUCCUACCGACCAUGCCCAUCCUCACGAUACUAAAGCGCUUUACGACUUGACGGCGCGGAAAGGGGGUGCUUUUAGGUUUAUACCUAAUGGGAUACCGGGAGUGGAGACGAGGUUGCCGUUGUUGUUUACUGGGGGGCUGUUGGAGGGGAGGAUCAGUCCGCAGAAGUUUGUGGAGCUUACUGCUACCAAUCCUGCCAAGCUUUAUGGGAUGUAUCCUCAGAAAGGGACUCUACAGCCUGGAUCUGAUGCGGAUAUCACGAUUUGGCAUCCUCAAGAACGGUUCUCGCCCUUCCAGCUACGCAACGGAAUGCUCCAUCACAACGUCGACUAUACGCCCUACGAAGGCCAUACAUUCAACAACUGGCCUCGCUACGUCCUCGUUCGCGGCCAACUAUCCUACGCUGAGGGUGCUGUGAAAGGCAAGCCGAGGGACGGACGAUAUCUGAGAAGGGGGCCUAGUCAGUUGAGUACCGGUCUUCCCGGGAAGAAGGAUCCGAGGCGGGUGGCAGGGUGGCUGUAUGACUAGAAUGUGUGCAUGGGUUGAGAUGCAUAUUAAGC